UAUUGUCCACAUACUACAUGUUGACGGGGCGAGCUUGAUGCUGAAAGACCGAGACAGACAAGCACUGACAAGAUGAUGCUGUCUCGGUUCGUCUGUCCGAGACAGCCUCUCGCUCGGUCCGUGCUGCUGCGCGCUCGGUCGUACUCAGAUCGACCUGGAAAAUUCAACAUUCUCUUUUGUGGAACAGACGAUUUUUCAGUAGCGUCGUUGAAAGCUGUUCUGGCGGAGAAGGACCUCUGGAACCAAGUUCACAUCGUGACUCCGCCAGAACAGAAGCAUGGUAGACGAGGCUCGCAAAUCUUCGUCCCACCAUUGAUGACGUUCGCCAAAGAGAACGGCCUCCCAUCGUCUAUCUACACGAAACCUGAAACCUCUCAGAAUACCGACCUGUCCCGCGGUAAAUUGCGCGGAUUUACUCUCCGUCAAGACUUGUUGAACAGUAAGAAAUCCAGCGGGUCUUUUCUCCGUCAAGACCGGUUGAACAGUAAUACAUCCAGUCCAUCAUCAUUCUCAGAGCCAGAAGCAGAGCCAACUGAAUCUUCAUCACCCUCAGCAUCCCCAAGCACAUCGGAAUAUUUCUCCGCCCUGCCUUCAUGGUGCCUAUCUCCUCAUGCCAACAACCUCAUCAUCACCUCUUCGUUCGGGCACAUCCUACCCGACAGUUUCCUUCGACCAUUCCCUACAAAACAUCGCCUGAAUGUCCAUCCAUCCCUCUUACCGAAAUACAGAGGAGCCGCACCAAUCCAAUGGGCAAUCGCGAACGGCGAUAGGGAGACUGGUGUCACGGUGCAAUCAUUAGCGGAAAGGAUGCAGGGUGUAGAUACGGGCGAGAUCCUUGGUCAGGUCAAAGACAUUCCUAUCGCGAUGAAUGCGAAGUAUCAGGAUAUGUACGAUACGUUGGCCGUAGAGGGUGGACGUGUUCUCGCCGACGUUUUGCGAGACAUACAUGAGAACAAGGAAACGCGGAUACCUCAGAGCGAGAUUGACAUCGAAGAGGAUGGUCAGACACCGCCACGCUUCGCUCCAAAGGUCACGCCCGAAAUGGCUCGCAUCACUUGGCGAUCGCAAAGCGCAUUGACUAUUGAUAGGCUGCACCGAGGUAUAGGUCACCAAUUCCCUGUCUGGGGCUCGCAUGAAGGUAUUCGAAUACAAUUCUUGGACCCAGUUUGUAUUCCCCUGGAAUCCGUCCCGUUAGCCCUGCGGAAACAUCCUCGACGACAAGAUUACAAUCCUGGAAAAGCAUGGCUAGAUCUUUCCCCAUCGUCAAAUGGAUCUCGGAUGAUCAUAGCGUGUGUUUCCCACGGGAUCGAUUUGUAUACCAACCCGUGGAUCACGACCAGAGCACAGGGAAACAGCUGAGACUUUUGGAACGGUCUAAAACAAUGGGAGAGGACUCGAAACUCGAUGAAGUUUAAGCACGUAAGUAACGUUAGAGAUCCGUUCAUCAGCAUUCGAGAUGUAAACGGGAGAUUGCCGGAUUUAAAUGCGCCAAUACCACAGGCGAAGGUGUCUACGCGUCUUCCCAGCGGGAAGUGGUAUACUGGUGGUAGGAUUCUUGAAGAAGAAAGGCAUUUUGACAGGCGUGGCUGGUUAGCGUAGUGUAAUCAUAAGCAUUGUACAAUAUCUAG
Molecule: messenger RNA, 1628 nt
Organism: Kockovaella imperatae
Lineage: Eukaryota; Fungi; Basidiomycota; Tremellomycetes; Tremellales; Cuniculitremaceae
Exons: 7
Coding region: 73-1359 (428 amino acids)
Biological process (GO): biosynthetic process; conversion of methionyl-tRNA to N-formyl-methionyl-tRNA
Cellular component (GO): mitochondrion
Molecular function (GO): methionyl-tRNA formyltransferase activity
Source: RefSeq, a predicted model, not a curated record